Triticum turgidum subsp. durum (durum wheat) is the source of this 1035-nucleotide messenger RNA. Lineage: Eukaryota; Viridiplantae; Streptophyta; Magnoliopsida; Poales; Poaceae. The record is from the annotation of a GenBank genome assembly.
AUGACGUGCACAGCGGAGUCGGAGCAGGGGGAGCACUGGUUCAAGAUCUCCGAUUACAGCAUUCACAGGGGCAUGGGCGUCGGCUGCUACAUCGAGUCGUCCUGGUUCACCAUUGGCGGCCAUUACUGGCGCCUUCACUAUUACCCGGACGGAUAUUCGGAAGAUGGCAAGGGCGAUAUGGUGGUCGGUCUGGAGCUGAUGGAGCUGUGUGGGAAGGAAUUCCCGUCGCGGGUAUCCUCCACAAUCAGCUUGUUCUACUGGGCAACCAAGCGGUUUUCUCUUUCUUCGUCGGUGGCCAUGUCGGCCAAUCUUCGCGAUCUGAGCCACUUUGUCACGCACAACAUAAACAGGGGCAAGAUGGAAGCAUCAGAAUAUAUUGUUGAUGACCGUCUCACUAUCAAAUGCAUCGUGACCAUCAUCAAGGAGCCAUAUGUUUUCGAGGCGGAGGCCCAGGUGCCGGUGCCACCGUCGGAAAUCACGGACCAACUCGGGAAGCUGCCAGAGGCAAAGGAGGGCGCCGAUGUGACAUUCGAGGUUCAAGGAGAGGAAUUCCCGGCCCACAAGCUCGUGCUGGUGGUGCGGUCUCCGGUUUUCAAGGCCAUGCUCUACGGGCCGAUGAUGGAGAAGGAUUCAAGCCGCAUCGUCAUUGCCAACAUGCAACCCGUUGUCUUCAAGUUUCUGCUCUACUUCAUUUAUAACGAUUCGUUGCCUGACGACGACGACGACUUGCUGGAUGGAGACGAUAAGAAAAAGGUGACCAGACACCUACUCGUGGCUGCGGAUCGCUAUGGCAUGGAAAGAUUGAAGCUUAUGUGCGAAAUCAUCCUCUGCAAACACCUCGAUGCCGAGUCUGUUGCAACUACAUUGGCUUUGGCCAAUCAACAUACUCGUUCUGGGCUACAAGAUGCUUGCAUUCGAUUUAUUGCAUCAUCAUCUACUAAAAUGUUAGAUGAUGUGGUGGCAAGCGGAGGGUACAAAUCGUCUCAAAAGAACUUGUUCAGAUACCAUAAUGGAGAUGUGGGAAAAAGCAAGUAG